UACUGCGUUUGGCUUGUUGCAGAGUAUUUACAAUAAAAUUUACUUAAAAUCUCUUCUUAUCAAAUUUUUUACUAGAAAUUGCUUGUAAUCAUGAUAGAAGAAGACAAUAAAACAGUGUGGUGUGGAAAUCUAGCAGAACAAGUGACGGAGGAAUUACUAUACGAAUUAUUCUUGCAGGCCGGGCCGCUGGAAAAGGUUAGAAUAGCCCGAGAUCGAGAUGGUCGCCAAAAGAAUUUUGCAUUUAUCACGUAUUGUCACGAAGUUUCCGUGCCUUACGCGUUGAACCUGUUUAGAGGGACUUCCUUAUUUCAUCGGACACUAUCGUUACAGAGUAGAGGGCGGACGGUGACAUUGCCGCCGCCUAUUAGAUGUUACGGAUUAGAACCACCUUUAGAAUUUCCUCAACAGGGCAAUAUUGCCCAACAAUUUGUUGAAAUGGCAGACCAUUUAAAAGAAGAUGAUUUCAAAUUACCGAAUCGUCAGGGACAUGACUCUACUGAUAGAUUGGUUGUCGCCAGUUUACAGGGUAACUGGUCCCAUCGCCACCACCCAUAUAGGCCUAAUAAUGACAAGUCUCUCAGAGACGAUUACAGACCAAAUAGAAACAAAGAUAACAGAAACAAACAUUCAUCAAACUGGAGAGACAGGAGGAAUAAGAAAAGUGGCUACCACAGAUAAUAAUGUCAUUUUGAUAAAUUCCACUGUACAUAUUUUUUACCUAUGUAAAAAGAAAUUAAGGAUGGGUACAAUAUUAUUUGUAUUAUUUUUGUAAAGUUUUAAAUGAUACAUUUUAUUGAUGUCACUUUGUUGGUUAAACUAUCUUGAUAGUGAUGUCUUGUGUAUGUCUCAGAGACUCAGGCUAACAUAAAUAAAUAAAUAAACACCUCAGACUCAGGCAUGACUUCAUGCAAAUAUUAUGUUCAUGGCAGAAAUGGAAACUUGGUAAAGACU
Molecule: messenger RNA, 951 nt
Organism: Spodoptera exigua (beet armyworm)
Lineage: Eukaryota; Metazoa; Arthropoda; Insecta; Lepidoptera; Noctuidae
Source: the annotation of a GenBank genome assembly